UCACUGCCAUCAGUGUUUGUGUCAGGCAAUGACAAAACACAUAUGAAUGUAGUGAAAUGUAGCAGCAAUCCAUUGAUGAAUCGACAACAUUCCAGAACAGCUACUUACCCCAAUCGGCCAUGAGCCAGCAACUCUUUUUGAAAUCAGCUGGAGUGCUAUUCUACAAAUGAAAUCAAAGAAGAAUCAUGCAAAACGAAAACGCGUUAAUAGAAAUAAUGAACAUAAAUUAUUUUAGCAACAAAAUUUAGUGUAUAAAAAAUAAAAUUAUUUAAAAUUCAAAAAUUCAAUGUACAUAUAAAAACUCAAUACUGAACCUCAGCUCAAUUUAAUAGAAAGAUCCAUUUUUAUAUAUUGAUUAAGUGAAAUAAAGUGUAGUCAUUGAACAAAGAAAUCAUUGGUUGCACGAAAUUAGGUGAAAAAUGGCUAAGGUUAUUUCACAAGAAACCUUUGAUGAUGUGGUAAAGGAAAAUAUCGUGGACUUCUCUAUGAGUCCAGAUGAAGCAAAAGAAGAAACAAUCAAGCAAUUCGAAGCGCAGGGAAUUAACUUGGCGAACAUCAUUAAGGAUUUAACAAUAAAUCCAGAAACUGGCAAACCUGUACUGAAUGAAAUAAUUGAUGAAAUAAAAACUUAUAUAGGUCAAAAAUCCACCGAUACUAAUAAACUACUGGAAAACUUGUCUAUCUUAGACACUGAAUGCCAAAAGUCUAUUUCCCAUCGGGUACUCGCCGGAAAGAAUAGUGCUCAUGAAGCACUUAUAACGCUUCUAGAACAAGAACUAGUGAACCAAAACUCUUCUGAAAUUGUGAAACCUAAUUUAUCCGUCUUAGAGGCUUGUCUAAAGUGCGCUAAUAGUUUUACAAACAAACAACCAGAUAUAUUCGAUGCAGAAGCCCUUGCAGUAAUUUUGAAACUUUUGUCCAUCGAACAUGAAAAUAUAAUAAUUUUUACGCUGCAAUGGUUGCAAAAAGCAAGUAUCAUGCACGAAAUCAAUCGGCAAAACAUUGUCAAUGCUGGCGUGGUGAAAAAGUUGAAGCCAUUUGUGUCCAAGCAGAGCAGCCUAAAACUUAUUCGAGAAGUUCUAGCUGUUAUGCGCUAUCUUGUGCUGGACGAUGAUAUUCGUGUAGAGUUCGGAUGUGCACACGAACAUGCGCGUCGCAUUGCGAGCGAAUAUAUUGUGGAUUUGACAAAGUUAUUGGGUGAAUACAAUGAUCCCAAUAUUUUGUCAGAUUUGUUAUUGACAAUCGGUGCUUUAGCGGUGCGUCAAGAAUUUUGCACAACCAUUGAGGAUGCGGGGGGAAUUAAAUUCGUGUUUGAUAUUAUGACCGCUAAUCAAACAUCUGUUCGUGUCAAUCGCGAAGCCUUUAAGCUUUUACGUGCUUUAGGCGGUAACGACACUGUGAAGGCGCAUAUUGUGCAACAAGGUGCAGCCCCGAUUAUUAAGCAAGUGCUGGAAACACAUCUGUCAAAUGAGAAUGUAGUCACUGCGGCAUUGGCUUGUAUUGCAACAUUGACUUUGCGUGUUAAAGACAAUAGUGUAGCCUUCUUUGCUACGGGAAUUGCAGAAACCAUUGUAGAGGCUGUUCGCAUGCAUCCUAAAAAUAAGAUUGUUCAACGUAACGGUGCUUGGGCCAUUCGCAACAUGGUGUCGCGUUCACGCGAUCAAUGUGAAAGCUGGAUUUCUUAUGGUAUAGAAGAUCUAUUAAAUACAGCGCUAAGUUCGCACCCAUCAAUACAACAGGAUGUAAAGGCGGCACUUCGCGAUUUAGGAUGUAGAGUAGAACUUCGCGAAGAAUUCACAGGAGUUGCUGAAAAGAAAAUUAUUGGCAUGUGAAAACCAAACUUUUAUGAAAACGCGCUCAGUGCUUAGAAAAAAAGAAACAUGAAUCUAUCUUCAAAGCUUUAAAAGGAGCCUUUCUGUAAAUUGAGUCCAGUAUUUGCAUGAAUAAAAAUGCAACUAUUUCAUUUAAAUUUUAAUCGCUAACUAUAUACUUAUUUCAAUAUUUUUUACACAACCAUAUUCAUAUUGACAAACAAAAACUACUUAUGUAUAAAAUUAUAAAAAAAAAAAAAAAAAAUUUAACUACCACAUAUGAUAAUAAGACAAUUUAUAUUAUUUUUGAUUUCUUUUUUUUUUUUUUAUAAAAAAAACUUGAAAAGUUUGGUAAAAAAAAUUUAAAGGAAUUAUAAUAUAUACUUAUUAUCUGAUAUGGAUCAUAGCUAGGAACGCAAGAAAUUGGUAGGGUUGCAAAUACAUUUUCAAAUUGUGGCACCAUGCCAAGUGUUCCCGUAAGACAGAAAAAUAUAAAUGCACUCUCAUAAUAUACAAAGUUUUUUAAUAAAUAUCUAAAUUAAAUACA
This is a messenger RNA of Bactrocera oleae (olive fruit fly), 2358 nucleotides long. Its product is annotated as armadillo repeat-containing protein 6 homolog. The record is from RefSeq and is a predicted model, not a curated record. Gene Ontology annotation, biological process: hematopoietic progenitor cell differentiation. NCBI's taxonomy places the organism in Eukaryota, Metazoa, Arthropoda, Insecta, Diptera, Tephritidae. Gene Ontology annotation, molecular function: protein binding.